AUGGUACCAAUUAAAGUUUGUGUGAUGAAUGCAGCAGAAGCAGCCAUAUGCCAGCUUCCAAAGCAGAAUCCUGAGUGGGACUGGGCAACUCCCCAACAGCAAGCAUUUGACAUGCUGAAACAAAUUAUAGGGGAUGUUCCUGUCCUGAAGUAUUACCAGCCAGAAGAGCCACUGAAAUGCCAGUGUGAUACACCAGAGAAAGAAUACCCCAUCACAGAGCUGACAAAACAGUCAAGUGAAGACACUGGUGGGAUGAAGAACCAAAACCCUGUUACUAGUGAUGGGAUACAUGUUGCUGCCAGAAGGAUGGAGAUCCUGGACAUGGCCAGCAAUCAGAGAAAUCAGUUCAUUCGUUGGGGAAAGCAAUACCAUGGUGAUAAUCAGCAUGUAGCUGAAUAUAAUGAAAAUGAAGAACUGUGGGCAGAUUAUGCAGAGAAAAAGAAGCCUCUUCUCAUUGACUUAUCAAAGAAGGAUAUACAACUAUUUCUGCUUGGUCACCAGAUGAAGAUACCACCAUUCUUGAAGGAUUUAUCUGAUGAAACAUCAGUGUACACAUGUCUUGUAACUGAUACUGUUGUCACUUACAAAGAAAAAAAAUAUGAUGAUGAUUAUAUAAAAUAUGGCUUUACAUGCAUUGGUGAUCAAGAAUGUCCAAAACCACUGUGUGUGAUUUGUGGUGAUGUUCUAGCAAACAGCAGCCUCAAACCUUCUCUACUUCGGCGCCAUUUAGAAACUAGGCAUCCUGCACAACUCGACAAGCCUGUUGAUUUUUUCAAGCGAAAAUUAGCUGAGAGGAAAAGUGACAUUACCAGUUUUAUAUCCAAAGCAAGAACUGCUAAUGAAAAUGCACUUGAAGCAUCAUACCGCGUGAGCUACCGAGUAGCUAAAGCAUCAGAAGCCCAUGCCAUAGCAGAGAGCUUGAUUGGUCCAUGUAUAAAAGACGUAGUUCAUUGCAUGCUCGGAGAAAAGGCUGCAAAAAGGAUUGACAUGGUACCUUUGUCCAAUAAUACGUUGUCACAAAGAAUUAAUGACAUGUCAAAUAACGUAGAGACCACAAUUGUACAGAGAGUGAAAAAUAGUCCAUAUUAUGCUAUACUGUUGGAUGAAUCAACUGAUGUAGCUAAUCUAGCUAUUUUGCUACUGUUUGUACGUUAUGUGAAUGAAGGUCUGGUUGAAGAAGACUUGUUGUUUUGCCGACCACUGGAAGAACGUACAACUGGAGAAGAUAUCUUCAAUCUGACUAAUGCAUAUUUUCAAGAAAAGGAAAUAGAUUGGUCCCGUUGCCUAGGCAUUUGCACUGAUGGGGCCACAUCAAUUACGGGGAAGUAUACUGGAUUUGUAGCUCGAACAAAAAAGGUUGCAUCAAAAGUCUCUUGGACUCAUUGCAUCAUCCAUAGACAAGCCCUCGCAACAAAACACAUGCCUGAGGGACUGAAGGAAGUGCUGGACAAUGCAGUGAAAAUGGUGAAUUUCAUAAAAUCACGGCCAACAAAUUCCAGAAUAUUUCACGUACUUUGUGAAGAAAUGGGUAGUAUACACGAUUGUCUGUUGACCCAUACUGAAGUUAGAUGGCUCUCACGGGGCAAAAUCCUGGUGCGCUUGUUUGAGCUUAGAACGGAAAUCCUAGUUUUUUUCAACAGCCACCCUUUCCACCUUGCCAGCUGUAUGGAAAAUAAUGUCUGGCUCCAGAGCCUAGCUUAUUUAGCAGAUAUUUUCUCAAGAAUUAAUGACCUAAAUUUAUCUCUUCAAGGUCUCAAUAUAACAGUUUUCAAUGUGCAAGACCGAGUUGAAUCCAUGAUAAAGAAGUUGCAGUUCUGGGAAAGCUGUUUGGAAAACAAUCAAACUGAGUGUUUCCGUAAUCUUUAUGACUUCCUGGCAGAACAUAAACUUCAGUUGGAUCAGUGCACUAAAACCAAUAUAACUGCACACCUAAAAGGACUUUGCACAACAUUCAGGGAUUACUUUCCAGCUAUAUCAGGCGAUAAUGACUGGAUUCACAACCCUUUUGAUGAUACCACUUUCUCAACACAGAUAUUGAACACUGAGGAAAAAGAGAAAUUGAUUGAGAUCUCCUGUGAUUACGAACUGAGAAGGAGUUUCAGAAAUCUGUCAUUGAUCAACUUUUGGCUGAGUUUAAGAAACGAUUUGGUAGAGUUCCUUGGGAAAUAUGAUGAUGUCACGCCUGAGCACCUACGUCGAGUACUUCGUAAAGAAGCUAUGGACCAUUAUUGCAGCAAAACAAUUAAAAAUGAAAUGAUUGACCUUAUGGCAAGGAAGGUGAUUGAUAACAUAUUGAUGUGGCUUGGCAAAGUGAAAUAUUAUGCCAUAAUAAUUGACUGCACUCCUGACAUUAGUCACAGUGAAAAGAUGUUAUUUACAGUAAGAUUUAUUGACAAGAAUGGCUGUAUCCAAGCAAAGGAACAUUUUAUCUGUUUCUGGUCUGUGGAUGAUUCUACUGGAAAAGACCUAACGGAACUGUUUAUAAAUGUUUUAAAUGAGAAUAAAAUAAAGCUUCAGGACUGCUGCAGCUAG
Emys orbicularis (European pond turtle) is the source of this 2532-nucleotide messenger RNA. RefSeq names its product zinc finger BED domain-containing protein 5-like. Bases 1 to 2532 code for a protein of 843 amino acids. The transcript is spliced from 8 exons. The record is from RefSeq and is a predicted model, not a curated record. NCBI's taxonomy places the organism in Eukaryota, Metazoa, Chordata, Testudines, Emydidae.